AAUAAUAAUAAUAAUAAUCAAUAAUAAUAGAACAGGAAAGAAAUGAAUAAUAUUUCAUGGAUAUUAAGUAUUUUAAUAAUAAUAAUAAUAAUACUAUUACUACCAUUACAAAGAUGUAUAUAUGGAUUUAUUAUGGAAUAUAGUUCAUUAAAAAAUAUACGAGAAGGUGUUGAAUAUUGGAGACUUCGAAGUCUUGAUCUUGGACCAUGUUUACAAGAAGGUGAUGCCUAUUGUAUGAGACGUGUUGCUAAUAGUAUGUGUUCAUUAGAGAAAAAUGAAUGUUUUUGUAAACCUGGUUAUGUAUCAAUACAAGAAAGUUAUGGAAUUACUUGUAAAACAUUGUUAACCAAUUUAAAAUGUCAAGUGGAUAGUGACUGUAUACAUGUAGUGAAUAGUGCAUGUCAUCCAGGUGCAGGAUAUUGUGCUUGUCCAGGUGGUACAAUUUAUGUUUCUCAGGAUAAUGCAUGUCGACAGUCAGCAGAGAAUAAUCAAAAUCCAUUUUGUUUAAAAUGUCGACAAGCUAAUGGAGUAUGUUAUCAUUAUUCUUCUAAUCAAAUAUCAAAUUCAAAUGAAGUGAAACGAUAUAAACGUUAUGAAUAUAAAGAUCAUAAAUUAAUCCCUUUCAAUAGCCCUGUGGAUGUAAUAUUUAAAGAAAUUCUUCAAUAUUCCGAAAAUACAGAGACAUAUGGAUGCAGUUGUCCACAUAAUACUGGAAUGUUAGUUUCAUUUUCAAUGAAUGAUAUAACAACAAAUAUAAAUCAUAGUCACUUACAAAAACCACAUCAUACAACAUCAUUCAAUAAACUUGAUGAAAAUAUAUCCUUGUCAACAUAUCAGCUUGUACCACAUCAGUUUCCUCAAUGGUAUUUUUGUAAAGCAAUAAUGGUCGAUUUAUGGGAAUACUGUAACAAUAUUGAUUUAUUAUGUCGAACUAAAAAUGCACGUUGUAUCAGAACGGAUAAUGAAUUAGAUUUAAUUCAAUUUACAUGUCAAUGUAUACCUGGUUAUAUACCAGUUUAUCAAAAUCAUUUAGAUUAUCAUGAAUGUUUUCGUCAACUUGAAGCGAAUCAUUCCAGCUGUUCGUCAUGUAUUCAUUCAAAUGGAAAAUGUUAUACAAUGAAUGAACAAGACAUUGAAUCAUCGAUUGGUUGUUUAUGCCCAAAUAAUCUUCAAUCUAUAAUAACAUCUUCAACACAGACUAAUUUCAUACAACAUACUAAUAAUAAUAAUGAUAAUAAUAUCCCUAUUGAUAGUAAUAAUGAUGAGAUCAUAAACAAUAAUGAUAAUGAUAAUCAUUUACAGAAUCAUUAUAAAUCUAUGCUAUCACAAACAACAAUAAUGGAAUAUGAAGUAUGCGGAGAAAAUUUAGUACAUGUAUUUUGUCAACGACAUUUAUUAGAAAUUUGUUUCUUACCAAUGAAUCAAUCACCAUAUGAAAAUUUAGCUGAAAAUUUACAAUUACAUCAUUCCAUUGCAUUUAUUACAAAUUUAACAAUCUAUCAAAAAUUGAUUAAUACUUGUAUAUUAAAUAUAAAAAAUUCUGGUUUAUAUCAUAAACAAUGGAAUAAUACAAUAUUAAAUUAUAAUAAAUUCAAUACAAAACAUAUAUGGUGUAAAACAAUUGAUUGGAGACAAGAAUCAACAAAUAUACCAUGUGGUCUUAGUAUUACUGAAUAUAUGACUGGUGAUUUAUAUACUGGUUACUUGGCUAUAAUUACAAACCAAGAAUAUCGUAACCAUGAAGUUGAUCUCUUGUUUCAAUUUACAUGUAAAACUAAUAAUGAUGUACCGCAUCGGGUACCUGGACAAGUUUUCGAAAGAAAUAUUAAAGUUAAUAGACAAGAUCUACUUGAUGAUUCACCAUGGCCUAAACUUGAUGUUAAAUUUACUGUCAAAGAUGAAAAUGGACAAUCAGUACAAACAAUAUUAGAGUCAACACCAAUCAGAUUUGAAGCUGAAUUGAUUGAUGAAUUAAAUGUUUACAAAGCUAUUACUGUUGAAGAAUGUUAUAUGAUAGACAGGAUAAAAUCUGGUCAAAGAAAUGAAGAUUCAAAGGAAACUCUUUUAUUAUACAAAGGUUGUCCAAUGUUCAAAUCAAAUUUAAACAAUCAAUCAAUAAUUGGAUUUAAUUUUCAAAUGAAUCAAUAUGACAAUGAAAAAGUAUUCAUAUUUCAACCGAAUAAUCAUAAUAAUUUAUAUCAAUUACAAACUAGUUUAUUUCAUCUUUAUUUAAAUAAACAAUCAAUAAUUGAUUUAGAUAUAACACAAUCAAUCAAUAAAACAAUCAAAAUGAUAAAACCAAAUAUGGAAAAAAUCAAUAAAAAUAUUACAAUGAUUAAUAAUAAAUCAAUGAAAUUAAUAAAUAAACCAAUGAAUUUAUUGGAUGAUAUAUAUAAAGAAAAAUUAAAUGAAAUUGGAUAUAGAAUACAUGAAUUAAAAUUUACUUGUAUAUUUCGUAUAUGUAAACAAUUAGCAUGGUGUUCAUGGCCUUCUGCGUGUGAUUCAACUAUAUCAAGUUUGAAUAAUCCUCGAAUAACAUUUCUGCCACCAAGUCUACGAAUUAUACAACGUUCCAUACCAUUAUAUUUAAUUGAAAGUAUUCCAAGUAGUCAGUUACCAGUGAAAAAACAAGUUACAUCAAGAAUUUGUGGAGAAUUAUAUUGUUCAAAUACAUUACAUAUAUUAUUAAUGAUGAGUUUAAUUGGUAUAUUAACUUGUUUAAUGGGUUUAAUGGGUAUGUUAUUAGCACGUAAAUAUCGUCAUCAUCUAAAUCAAACAAGAAAUUCAUUAAUACAAUCAAAAUCAAUCACAAUCAAACAAAAUCAUUGUACAGAAAUAGAUAAAAAUUAUUAUAAUCCAAUUAAACAAUCAUCUAUAUCACAAUAUAUAAUUCAUAAACCACAAUGUCAAUCAGAUCAACAAAUAGAUAAUGAAAUAUUCAAAAGUCUUUUAACGGUUGAUAAUCAUAUUACGAAUAAUAAUAAUAGUAAUAAUACUAGUAGUGUUAGUAAUACUAGUAGUAGUAGUAAUAGUAAUAGUAGUAAUAAUAAUAAUAAUCAACCAUAUACAAUGGAUAUUAAAGAUUGUUGUAAAUAUUGGUUAAAUGAACAUUCAUAUGCUAAUCCUUUAUUAUUACAAAGAUCUUUACCUCAUGAUCUACCAUUACACCAACAUCAUCAUCGUCAUCGUCAUCAUCUUCAUCCUCAACAACAACAACCUUAUCAGCAACAUCAACUUUAUCAUUCACAAUGUCAACAACAUCAACAACCAUCACAAUAUGAAUUACAACCUUAUCAAAUUUCACCAUCAUCUACAAUGGCUACUCCAAGUCAUUGUUCAUGUUUAAAUGAGACAUUAUUUACUGAUAAUAAAAUAAUACAAAAUUUAUCUAAUUAUUAUACAUUAAAAGGUUAUACUACAUUACCAAUAAUAACUACAUCGAAUACAUUUACAUCAUUUAAAUCAAUAGAAAAUUCUAAACAAAAUGAUGAUUAUCCAUUGUUGAAUAGAACAACAACAGCGUUUAUAUUGGAACCAACACAUACAAUGAUAAAUAGUAUCAACAGUAGUAGUAAUACAACAACAACAACAACUACUACUACUACUACUACUAGCACUAUCACUACUAUUAGUAAUAAUGAUACUCAUAAUUAUGGAAAUAACAAUAAUAUGAGUAUAAGCACUAUGAGCAAUAUUCAUGAAUCCAUUACAUCAUCGUAUUCAACAACAAAUAUCAGUAGUAAUAAUAAUAAUAAUAAUUCAGUAAUAUAUUGUUCAGAUCAAUUAACAGAUUCUUAUCCCCAUUCUUCAAUUCAACUCCAAGAUGAUGUAAUACUAUUUCAAAACAAUAAUAAUUCAACUAAUGAACUAAAUAAUAAUCAAUGGGGUACAAUAAAAAAUGUACAAUUUAUAAAUAAUAAAUCUAAUCAUUUAUCAUUACAAUCUCAAUAUAAAAAAUUAUCUACAUUUGAUGAUACUAUUUAUUUUGGUAUAGAUUAUCAUAAUCCUAAUUGUACAAUAAAUCCAGUAAUAGAAACAAUACAAUUAGAUACAAAUGAAUUACAACAUAAUCAAAUACAAUCACAAUUUAUACAACAAUCAUUGAAAUAAUAAUAAUAAUAAGAAGAAAAAAGUAUGUAGAUUCUUGAAAUGUAUUAAUAUAAGUAAUUGAAUAUGGUGUAGAAAGAUAGAUAUUUUUUGACGAAGUUUUGCUUACUAGUGAAUGACUUCAAGAGAUAUAUUCUGGAGUUCUAGUGAGAAGCUGUUACCAGUAGAUUUCAAUCAGGUCGGUUGUGAGAUACAAAUUCACUGAAGACAAUGAUGUACGGUGAGGCAACUUCGUGGAUUGAUUGAUAUUAGACAUUGACACUGUUUGAUGUCGGCCAGAUCAGUGGUCUAGUUGGUUAAGCGCCUGACACGAGACUGAUAGGUCCUGGGUUC
Molecule: messenger RNA, 4440 nt
Organism: Schistosoma bovis
Lineage: Eukaryota; Metazoa; Platyhelminthes; Trematoda; Strigeidida; Schistosomatidae
Source: the annotation of a GenBank genome assembly